Molecule: messenger RNA, 1129 nt
Organism: Taeniopygia guttata (zebra finch)
Lineage: Eukaryota; Metazoa; Chordata; Aves; Passeriformes; Estrildidae
Gene: GLRX5
Product: glutaredoxin 5
Cellular component (GO): mitochondrial matrix
Source: RefSeq, marked provisional
AAUGGGCGGGCGGUGCGGGCGCGGUGCGGCGGUGCCGGCGGCGGGGCGAUGAGCGCGGCGGUGCGGGCGGCGUGGCGGAUCGGGGCCGCCGCCGCUCUCCGGGGCCGGGCCGGGCGCCCGCUCAGCCAGGCGGCCGGGGACGGCGGCGAGGCUGAGGGCGGCGGCGGCGGCGGCGGCUCGGGGUCGCGGGAGGCGGUGGAGCGGCUGGUGCGGGAGCACCCGGUGGUGGUGUUCAUGAAGGGCAGCCCGGCGCAGCCGCUCUGCGGCUUCAGCAACGCCGUGGUGCAGAUCCUGCGGCUGCACGGCGUGGAGGAUUACCGCGCCCACGACGUGCUGCAGGACCCCGACCUCCGCCAAGGAAUAAAAAACUACUCCAACUGGCCUACCAUCCCACAAGUGUACCUCAAUGGUGAAUUUGUUGGUGGCUGUGAUAUACUCCUCCAGAUGCAUCAGAAUGGAGAUCUUGUAGAAGAGCUGAAGAAACUAGGAAUCCGUUCAGCACUUCUGGAUGCAGAAAAAGACCAAGAGAAGAAGUAAAAUGAGCAAAGAAAUAAUGCUAAGACAGGAAUAAAGCAAAUCUUUGAUAAGAACUUGUUGCCCAUAAAGCCUUACAUACUUUAAGUCAAGGAAAGCAUCUGUUUGAACUGACUCUAAGUGAAUGUCUCUUAGCUCAUGGUAAAUGUAGUGAUCUUGGUUUUUUGAUUAUAGGUAUUGUGAAAAUUUGAGUAUAACCACUGCACUGUAAAGCAAACGUUUGUGAAAAUUUGUGUUUUAAAAAAGUUCACUUCUAAAAGCUCUCUUCUUCAUUGAGGUGAGAGUAAACCAAAAGAACUAAUAAUAUUUUUAUGGAUUUUAUGUGUGAUUCUGUGUUCUUUGAUACAUGAACCUAUACAAACAGCAUUUGCAUUCCCUUGCUUCUCUUGAAAAAGCAUUAAGUAAUAGUGCAUCUGUUUUUCUGUUUAAGUUCUGGUGGCAAGACUUCCUGAGAGCCUGUAAAACCUGUGUAAUCACAUACAAUAUAGGAGAAAAACAGUUUUCCAACAAUAUAGGAGAAAAAAGAUUAUAUGAGAGUGCAUGAAAUAUACUUUUAUUCUGAAGGGUAAAAAUAAACAGAACUUGUACAAAUACA